This is a messenger RNA of Toxoplasma gondii ME49, 333 nucleotides long. RefSeq lists its product as hypothetical. NCBI's taxonomy places the organism in Eukaryota, Apicomplexa, Conoidasida, Eucoccidiorida, Sarcocystidae. The record is from RefSeq and is a predicted model, not a curated record. The coding region runs from base 1 to 333 and encodes 110 amino acids. The transcript has 2 exons.
AUGGCUUACAACUGCGUCAAUCAUGUCGACAUUCUCUCCCAAUGCAACCCUCAUGCCCCCGUCCUCAAAGAACGUAUGGAGGCAUUCCAGUUAUGUUCAAAGACUAGCAGGUCAAUUCGGUGUAUCCGCCCAUGUCAGGGGCUUCAAACAAACACUGUAGACACGAGUACGCCACAGGUUCCUGUAGCCGGCCACUGCAGAAACGAGCCGUUUGCUGACGCCGAGGACGCGGGGAUGCGUCGACUGGCAUGCAUCAUCAGUUUGCCAAUCAGAUCCUUUGUGUAUAUGCUCUCUUUAGGCGGCUGUACGUUUCACGGCUUGACCGUGAGUUGA